Messenger RNA from Cetraspora pellucida, 203 nucleotides. The record is from the annotation of a GenBank genome assembly. NCBI's taxonomy places the organism in Eukaryota, Fungi, Glomeromycota, Glomeromycetes, Diversisporales, Gigasporaceae.
AAAUACCUAAUUAUGAUUCAGAAUCUGAUUCAUCUGAUGAAAAAGAAGAAAAAAGUGACAUAUCCUCUGAUGCACAGGAAAAUCAAUCUGAUAAUCCAAAAUUAAUUGUAAAAGACACACAAACAAUUAUUUACAACUCACUUUUUGAAUAUUGGGAUCACUCAUCACAAAUUUGCCUUCUUUCCACAUUAUUAGACCCUUAG